Benincasa hispida (wax gourd) is the source of this 936-nucleotide messenger RNA. Its product is annotated as dehydration-responsive element-binding protein 1A-like. Gene Ontology annotation, biological process: regulation of DNA-templated transcription. Lineage: Eukaryota; Viridiplantae; Streptophyta; Magnoliopsida; Cucurbitales; Cucurbitaceae. Gene Ontology annotation, molecular function: DNA-binding transcription factor activity; DNA binding. The record is from RefSeq and is a predicted model, not a curated record.
CCAAAUUCACCAAACACUAUAAAAAUCAUGAUCUCUCUUUCUUUAUCCAUCAAACCCAUCUCUAAUUCCUUCAAUUUCACUCCUAAUUCGGAUAAUUUCAAUUUAAAUCACUUAACCCACUUCCAAAAAUGGAUUCUUUUUCAACUUUUUAUGAAGACUACUUUUCCAGUUCCGAGAGUAGUAAUUGCCGCCGCCCCUUUUAUUUGGAUGAGGAGAUUAUGCUGGCGGAGAGUAAUCCCAAGAAGAGGGCUGGCAGGAAGAAGUUUAAGGAGACAAGGCAUCCGGUUUACAGAGGAGUCAGGAGGAGGAACUCCGGCAAGUGGGUCUGUGAAGUGAGAGAGCCCAAUAAGAAGUCAAGGAUUUGGCUUGGCACUUUUCCCACCGCGGAGAUGGCGGCUCGGGCUCACGACGUCGCUGCCCUCGCGCUUAGAGGUCUCACUGCUUGUCUCAAUUUCGCCGAUUCUGCCUGGCGGCUUCCUGUGCCGGCGUCUGCUGACGCCAGAGAUAUCCAGAAGGCGGCAGCGGAGGCGGCGGAGGCAUUCCGGCCGGUUGAGUCAGAUAGGUCUUCGGUUGAUGACUCAAGGACGGAAAAUUGGAUGACGGCGGAGACGACGCCGGAAAACGUGUUUUACAUGGAUGAGGAAGCAGUUUUUGGAAUGCCGGGACUGUUGGAGGAUAUGGCUGCGGGGAUGAUGUUGCCUCCACCUCAGCAUUUUCGUGAUGACAUGGAUUUUUAUUCUGACGUGUCAUUAUGGAGUUAUUAACGAUCAUUAUUAGUCUUUACAUUUACAUUCAAUUUAUGUACAUGUACAUAGAAAUUAUAACAUAAAAAGAGUGUUUUUAAGGUAUUGAUUUUCACAUAGUUAGUAGCUUAGAAUGUGCGGUUGAUUGUAGCAAAAGUGAUACAGUGAAAACCGAGUAUUUUCCCCCACUUAA